Molecule: messenger RNA, 1200 nt
Organism: Coniosporium apollinis CBS 100218
Lineage: Eukaryota; Fungi; Ascomycota; Dothideomycetes
Product: formamidase
Exons: 8
Coding region: 1-1200 (399 amino acids)
Molecular function (GO): hydrolase activity, acting on carbon-nitrogen (but not peptide) bonds, in linear amides
Source: RefSeq, a predicted model, not a curated record
AUGGGAAAGGAAGCUUUGAGAACCGUUGCCAAAAUCGACUUGGAGACGCCGGCAGCGGAGCAGGCAUGCUUGCACAACCGAUGGCACCCAGACAGUCCGUCCACAAGUCUCACAGAUCUCCGCCAGAUCAAGAACGAUGAUUCCGCCGACGAUAUGAAGAACGUCGACCUCACCAAAGUCCACUAUCUCACAGGACCAUUCGAUAUCGAGACAGCCGAGCCUGGGGACGUGCUUCUUGUUGAGAUUCAGGAUGUACAACCGUUCCAAGACCAGCCGUGGGGCUUCACUGGAGUGUUUGACAAGAACAAUGGUGGUGGCUUCUUAGAUGAGAUCUACCCCAAAGCCGCCAAGGCCAUCUGGGACUUCGAAGGCAUCUUCUGCUCAUCUCGGCAUAUCCCAGGGGUGCGCUUCGCCGGACUGAUCCAUCCCGGUAUUCUCGGCUGUGCGCCCUCUCCCGAGGUCCUCGCAGAGUGGAACAGGAGAGAAGGCGAGCUCAUCUCGGCGAACACGCUAGACCGUGUCGUGGCACUGCCUCCACUCCCACAGAACGUCCACGCCGGAACCGCGUCCGAUGACAUCAAGGAGAAGGUCGGCAAAGAGGGAGCGAGGACCAUACCGGGCAGACCGGAGCAUGGCGGCAACUGCGAUAUCAAGAACUUGUCGAGGGGCAGCAAGGUCUUCUUACCCGUGCACGUCAAGGGCGCGAAGUUCUCAGUGGGCGAUUUGCAUUUCUCCCAGGGUGACGGCGAGAUCUCCUUCUGCGGCGCCAUCGAGAUGGCUGGUGUGAUUACCAUCAAGUUCACAGUCAUGAAGGAGGGAAUGAAGCAGCUCGGCAUGAAGUCGCCCAUCUACAUUCCCGGACCAGUCGAGCCGCAGUUCGGCCCCGGCCGCCACAUCUACUUCGAGGGCUUCAGCGUUGACCAUAACGGCAAGCAGCACUACAUGGACGCCACUGUUGCGUACCGGGAGACCAGCCUGCGGUGCAUUGAGUAUCUGAGGCGAUACGGAUAUGACGACUACCAGAGCUACCUCCUGCUGUCCUGCGCACCCGUCCAAGGCCACUUAGCUGGAGUCGUUGACAUCCCCAACGCGUGUACCACGAUGGGCUUGCCGAUGGACAUUUUCGACUUCGACAUCUCGCCGCACAAGUCUGCGGAGAAGAGGGAUAUGGGCUCUUGUGCUUUCACUAGCGACCACUGA